Molecule: messenger RNA, 1458 nt
Organism: Tupaia belangeri chinensis (Chinese tree shrew)
Lineage: Eukaryota; Metazoa; Chordata; Mammalia; Scandentia; Tupaiidae
Gene: RAD9B
Product: RAD9 checkpoint clamp component B
Exons: 10
Coding region: 19-1242 (407 amino acids)
Biological process (GO): cellular response to ionizing radiation; DNA replication checkpoint signaling; mitotic intra-S DNA damage checkpoint signaling
Cellular component (GO): checkpoint clamp complex
Source: RefSeq, a predicted model, not a curated record
UAUUGUUUGAAAGAAAGAAUGAAAGCAGUAUCUUUCUUUUUCUCUAUAGUAUUUGGGAAAGCAAUUCAAGCUCUAUCACGAAUUAGUGAUGAUCUGUGGCUAGAUCCAUCUGAAAAAGGUCUUGCCUUGAGAUCUGUGAAUUCUUGUCGGUCAGCAUAUGGAUGUGUCCUGUUCUCGCCUGUAUUUUUUGAACAGUAUCAAUGGUCAACCUCAUCAAAAAUAGAUGAUAAUGACACAAUUGUGAAUUUAAAUUGCAAAAUGGGAAUGAAGUCAAUUCUGCUCAUCUUUAGAUGUCUGACUUCCCUCGAAAGAAAUGUAGAGAAGUGCAAAAUAUUCACCAGAUCUGAUAAGGAAAAAGUAGUUAUUCAGUUCUUCUGCAGGCAUGGUAUUAAAAGAACUCAUAAUAUAUAUUUUCAAGAAAGCCGGCCUUUGCAAGUUAUUUUUGAAAAGAAUAUGUGUACUAAUACCCUAAUGAUUCAACCAAGAUUGCUUGCUGAAGCAAUUGUUCUUUUCUCAAGUCAAGAGGAAGUUACUCUUGCUGUUACUCCACUGAACUUUUGCCUCAAGAGUUCUAAUGAGGAAUCUAGAGAUUUGACCAACUCUGUAUAUAGUGAGAUGUUUGUUGUCCCAGAUGAAUUUGACUUCUUUCAAAUCGGAGUGGAUACUGAAAUAACAUUUUGUCUCAAAGAAUUGAAGGGCAUGUUGAUAUUUUCAGAAGCUACACAUGCUCCCAUCUCCAUUCAUUUUGAUUUUCCUGGGAAACCUUUGGCUUUAAGUAUUGAUGACAUGUUACUGGAAGCUAACUUUAUCUUGGCUACCUUAACUGAUGAUCCAAGUAACACAUCUUCACCACAAUCACUCUGUCUUUCACAGGCACUAAAAAGGUCAGAUCUGAUAAGGUCAAAUUCAAAGGCUGAUAAAAAUGUGACCAGCCAGGCUUCGGAACACAUCUCGAGAAAAGUAGCAGCCAAGAGACAUUGUCCUCAUGGAACUCCCACAAACACCUCUGCCUUGGAAAACUGUGGCAGCCCUCUCAUAAAAAGAGCAGAUGGAGAUGUCACUGAAGUGCCAGAGAGCAGUGUCAGCGACACAGAGGAGGAACCAGGGUGUCCACAUUUCAGGAAGUUUUCUUGCAUGUUCUUUGGAGCAGUUUCUUCUGACAAGCAAGAACACUUCAACUACCCUUUCGAUAGCCUGGCAAAAGCAAGUGACAGUGAAGAAGACAGUCACCCCACAUUUUAACAAUUCAUGAUGGCUGAAUUUACCGGCUCACUUGUGCCUCAAGCAUGAGUUUUCAUAUUCCGUGUGUAGAGGAUAUUGUCCCAGACUUCCCUGGAGGAUGGGCUUCUGCUUUUCUAACAUCAUCACCUACUACACACCACCGGAUCUAGAAAUAGCUGCUUGUCAAAUGCAUGUAAUUCGCUUCAAAUCCAUUAUGCUACUUUAGAGGCAAAGAGU